AAUAAGAUUAUUAAUAAUUAAGUCGGUUUCCAAACGCUUUUACCUGGAGACAGGAAUUGUAGCACAGUGGUGUCCAGUCAAGAUGGAGAGUCCAUGAAUUUGGUUUUGGUGAUGACUGUUAGGAUGUUACAGUGAAAUAGUGUUACAGGUAGGCCGUGUUAGGCUAGCGGUCACACCUGGGGAGGAUGCUGAUUCUGUGACUUAGCGAUUCAGUUUUGUGUGGGUAGGAGGAUCAACCCCACCCGACAUGCCCGGGGCUAGACGGGGCCUUGUGGCCCCACAAAAUACUUUCCUGGAAAAUAUUAUCAGGCGAUCUAGUGGGCAACAUAGCAGCUUUCUGCUUGCCAAUGCCCGGAUCGUGGAGUACCCAAUAGUGUAUUGUAAUGAUGGAUUCUGUAAACUCUCCGGAUAUAACCGAGCGGAAGUGAUGCAAAAAAGUUGCACGUGCAGUUUUAUGUACGGUGAUCUAACGGACCAGGAUACGGUUUUGAAAAUAGAACAAUCUUUUGAAGGUGUGGAACAAGAACAAGUGGAGAUUCUCUUAUAUAAGAAAAAUAGAACACCGCUAUGGCUACUGCUGCACGUGGCACCAAUCAAAAACGAGAAGGACCAGGUCGUGCUGUUCCUGUGUACCUUCAAAGACAUAACUGCUUUAAAACAACCAAUCGACGAGGAAGGUGGCAAGGCGGGUAUGAGCAAGUUCGCGCGCCUCGCUCGAUCUGUGACGCGGAACAAGUCCACCCUACUACAGUUCUCAUCACACAUACCCAACACAAAGUUCGACAACUCCAAACCCUCACAACUUGCGAACAUGAUGAACCUGAACGCGGAUGUUCUGCCCCAGUAUCGUCUAGAGGCGCCCAAGACUCCCCCUCAUAUCAUCCUGCAUUACUGCUUGUUCAAAACCAUAUGGGACUGGAUGAUACUGACACUUACCUUUUACACAGCGGUCACCGUACCCUACAACACUGCCUUCAGAAACAAGACAAUGGACCAGGUCCCACUGCUCGUCCUCGACAGUAUCGUGGAUGUUGUGUUUUUCGUGGAUAUUAUUCUUAAUUUCCAUACGACAUUUGUGGGUCCAAGUGGUGAAAUAAUUUCCGAUCAUAAAAUAAUUCGUAUGAACUAUUUGAAAAGUUGGUUUGUAAUAGAUCUGCUGUCGUGUCUCCCGUAUGAUGUCUUCAAUGCCUUCCAAUAUGUAGAUGACGGGAUAAGUACACUAUUCAGCGCUUUAAAGGUUGUUCGUCUCUUACGGCUCGGGAGAGUAGUCCGAAAGUUGGAUCAUUAUCUAGAAUAUGGAGCCGCCAUGCUUGUUUUGCUCAUUCUUGUUUUCAUACUGUUUGCUCAUUGGUUUGCUUGUAUAUGGUAUUCUAUCGGCCUAACGGAACUUCAAAGUGGUCUGGAAUAUGGCUGGCUUUCCACACUAGCAAAUACAACUUUUGAACCUUUUACAUGGACUAAUACCACCGCAAAAACUGCGCUCACUGGGGGCCCAGGCAAGGGCAUGCGUUAUCUCACCUCGCUCUACUUCACGUUGUCAUGCAUGACUGGUGUCGGCUUCGGUAAUGUGGCAGCGGCAACAGAACACGAGAAACUGUUUUCGAUUUUCAUGAUGAUAAUCGGAGCACUGCUCUAUGCAACAAUCUUCUCGAAUGUUACGACAAUAUUUCAGCAGUUCUACGCCAAUUUUGCACGUUACCAUGACAUGUUGAACAGCGUGCGCGACUUCAUGAAGUUACAUGACGUGCCGAAGAUCCUGGGCGAGCGCGUGAUGGACUAUAUUGUGUCCACGUGGGCCAUCACCAAGGGUAUCGACGCCACUAAGGUAUUGAACUACUGUCCAAAAGAUAUGAAGGCCGAUUUGUGUGUUCAUCUUAACCGAAAAGUCUUCAUGGAGCACCCGGCCUUCCGAUUGGCAAGCGAUGGUUGCUUGAGAGCGCUGGCCAUGCACUUUAACAUGACGCACAGUGCCCCGGGUGACCUUAUUUUCCACCAGGGCGAAAGCCUGGAUGCCUUAUGCUUUGUCGUGUCAGGGUCACUGGAGGUCAUCCAGGACGACGAGGUGGUUGCAAUCUUGAGUAAAGGUGACGUAUUUGGUGACAACUUUUGGAAAGAGCAGUCGAUCGGCCAGUCCACUGCCAAUGUGCGCGCUCUCACCUACUGUGACCUCCACACCAUCAAAAGGGUGCGGAUAUUGGAAGUGCUGGAGUUCUACCACGCCUUCGCCAACUCAUUCGCCAGGAACCUCACACUCACUUACAAUCUCCGCCACAGGUUGAUUUUUCGGAAAGUUGCCGAUGUGAAAAAAGAGAAAGAAUUGGCGGAAAAGAGGAAAAAUGACCCCCCACUGGAGUUGUCCAGUGACCAUCCAGUCCGUAAGCUAAUCUCACGGUUCCGAAAGAUAAGUGAUGCAAAGGCAAUGCAACCAAAUAACGAUCCCGAGCGCGGACGUAUGUCGUCCAUGGAUAUGCCAGAAAGACCACGGAGUUUUACCAGGCUUAUCAAUGUUUCAGAGGGAUCCAUAGGAGGCUCGCCUGUCCCGAAAAUUGGAGGGGGAGCAACGAAAUGGGGGAAAAUAAUGAACGGGAAUGUUCCUUCGGAGGGAACAUCCGACAGCAACCAAAACAAGAUAAAUGUGGAAAAGGAGAAAGAGGAUUUACAAACAAAAAUUAAUGAAGCUCCGAAAGCAACAGUGAAACCAUUGUCUAAAUGGGGCAAAAUGAUGGCAAAACCGGAGCCGAUAAACGAAGCUCCGGAGGAUGAUCAGAAAUCGAAUCUGAAAAAGACUGAUUCCACAGAUAGUGGUAUCCUCCGUAGUACUGUGAAACUAGAUCAGCUAGCAGACGACACGGUUAGCGAGGGCCCCCAGACCUUGAGGGAAUCAACUUCCGGGGCACUCUCGGUAGCCGAGCGUCAGAUGCUGACGUCAUUAUACGAUAUAAGAUUAGAAAUCAAGGAGGAAAUAGACGUGUUACACCAGAAAAUGUCAAGAAUAGAUGAACAAAUGUCAGAAAUUCUUCGGAUGUUUUCUCCAAGCUCAACUCCUUGUUCGUCACAAGAGUCGACAUACCCAGUGUCGAAAAUUACUUCACCGCGUAAUACUACUACCAACACCACGGCGAGUGCCGACAACACUCCAAAAUCCUCGGUAGAAUCUUCGCCGAAACGUCGCGUUUCUGACGUGAACUUUACUUCAAAAUCGUCGUCGACAUCAAAUCCCCGACCGAACUCGCCAGCAAGUGUUAAGUCACGUGAUUCGCAAUCAAAGACGUCACAGGGCUCUUCCGUAGAUUUGUCCAGAGGGUCUCAGAAUGUCUCCCGUUCUUCCUCGCCGGCUGGCCGUAGUUCAACCCCUGUAAAGACUUCAAAUGUCUCGUCGAUGUGUGACGAUGUUCUAAAAAUGGAUGUGAAAUCCAAGUUGAUAAAGGCUCAUCCAAAAGGCCUGCAAAAUAAGGCAAGUGUGCGAUACAGUUCUCAUGUAAGUAACCAGCAAAAGCAACAACAUUCCCCACCGAAACAUGUUCAACUUAGCAGCUCAUCGGAACCCGCCGGAUCUGUCAGUGAUGAUUCGGGGUCCCAACAGUCCCAACCGUCCCAAGGAGCUCAUUCAUCUCCAGAAGACAGUAAGUCAGGGUCAGAGCGAGGUCAGCAGGUGCUGGCUGGACUUCGGAUUCCUUCGGACGAUAACAACACGCAUAUCAAAGAUAGAGACUUGGAUAUCUUAUGA
Mizuhopecten yessoensis (Yesso scallop) is the source of this 3727-nucleotide messenger RNA. Its product is annotated as potassium voltage-gated channel subfamily H member 1-like. Gene Ontology annotation, molecular function: voltage-gated potassium channel activity. Bases 248 to 3727 code for a protein of 1159 amino acids. The record is from RefSeq and is a predicted model, not a curated record. Gene Ontology annotation, biological process: potassium ion transmembrane transport; regulation of membrane potential. The transcript is spliced from 10 exons. Gene Ontology annotation, cellular component: membrane. NCBI's taxonomy places the organism in Eukaryota, Metazoa, Mollusca, Bivalvia, Pectinida, Pectinidae.